GGUAAGUACACUAUGAGGAACUAUAUUAUUUUGAAAAGUUUCCAACGGUCAUGGUACGCUGAGUUUGGCUGCACCAGCCGGCGAGAAUUCCUUAAAAAUAUUCUACGUAUUCACACUCGCGCUUAGGCAAUGAUGAAAUAAAUCACAAUUUAUGUAUUGAGUACUAAGUAUAUUUCAAUCAAAUUUUUGUUUUUUAUCUUUUCAGUAGAAAACCAUGCAUCUGCGUUAUUUUGGUGUGUUCAUCGUCAUGUGCCAUGCACAGCUAACCCAAGCCAUUGCGCAGUGCGUUCGCCCCACAUAUUCAGAGUAUGGUCAUCAUCUUUCCGGUCACGUUAUUACAACGAGUAAAACUUUCAGCAUUACCGAGUGUGUGAUGUUUUGCUUGAACGAGUCUCGCUGCAAGAGUUUGAACUUUCGUUUAAAAGAUAAGUCAUGUGACUUGAAUUCUGCAAACAAACGUACUCAUCCAAGGGAUUUUGGUCCGAAAGAAGGAUCAGUUUAUAUGAACAAGGUAUGGUAUUGGCGAAUUCUAUAAGAAGAAAUUAAACGAAAUAAUGUUUAUCUGGCAGUACAUAUCGAAAAAUUAUGCUAUUUAUUUCUAAAUCCGUGAUCCUCCCACUGUUAUGCUGAUUUGAGAGACGAUAAUGUUUUCAUACGUUUGUCGUCUCACUUUUGCCGCCUGUGAUUGGCUCACAUAUAGAAUCAGAAAAUGACCUCGCAGUAUCUUAAUGUGUUCCUCACGUACGAUUCAAAAUUUCAGGUUCGAUUAAUAAAAUCUCUAUCCUUUUCGGUUUAAAAAGUGAGAUUUCUGCCUCUGGUUCGGCCUUUUGUCCAAACUCGAGAAGAAAAAUACUCUUGUAUUAGGCUUCGUUGUUUCACGAUUGCGAUCAACUAGUGAAUACAUCCUUUCCCGAAUAACCGAAAACAUUUUGCAAUUAUUAUAUAGGAUGCAUUUGUGUUAUUGACCAACCAUAUUUCUCUGAUGGUUGUUUGUUAAAAUAGCGCGUGGUACACGGGGCUCCCAAAUAUUAGCAACAGAGAAAUAAGUAAACAAAUAAACAAAUGCGUGAAUAAAUAAAUGAUUGAAUAAACGAAGCCAUGUAGUCAAUAACACAUCAAAACACAACAUAACAACUUUACUUAUUAAGUGUUGAUGUCUUCAGCUUAGAGAGAGCUAUUUGGGAACACUAAAAAAUAAUAGGAAAAAACAAUUAUAAAAUGAGUUUAUACAGGGUAUUAUAAGGCAAAUUCAUAAUUCACUAAAGAUCUAAAAUUUAUCAAAAGUUAAAAUUUAAAAGUUAAAAGUUACAGAGUUGUCCCCGCUAAAAUAUACAGAAAAAUGCUAAGAAUAUUUUUCAAGGAUUUGAUAUUGAAUGAAAUACACCGACCGGUCCAGGAUUUGUGCAUACAUCACCGCAGGACAGGAGACGCUGUAGCCUGGAGGUUAAGUCAGAAUUUGGGCAGCGAGUAAUUCUAAUGACAAAGCAGCCUUUCGGGCGAGUAGUACAUGCGACAUGUCGGAUAAUAUGUUGUCGCGAACUUUGAUAGAAAAGAGCCUCCUUAGCAUAGGUAACCUCCACAAAACGGUGCCCGUUGAUAGAGGCCCGGGUCAGUCGUGUAUUAAGAGAGUAAAAAUUGCUUCCAAGUAAGAAACAGAGGCAUAGCAUGUUGACGAUGUAGGACCAACCCAUCACUGAUCCGACCGCUAUGAGCACGUAACCAUAAUCUAUGAUGGUUAUUUCUGCCAAUAACCAUCUACAAUCUAUAAUCUACAGGAUGAUGAAUUCAAGUCUUGUUCAGAAAUUCUAAAGAAAUUGCUCCAUGCGGAAAGCGGCUACUACUGGAUAACUAUUGGAAAUAGAGACGUACAAGUUUACUGUGAUAUGGAAAAACAUGGUAAGUACAAAAGGAUAAAAUAAAAAGCAAAGGGUAAAUUGUACUUUAAAAAAACCUUAGAUUCUGCCUAUGGUAAGAGAGAAAGGUUACAAGUUCUGUUACUGUUUUUGACCAGUGGCAGUUUUGCUUUAGUUGAAAUUUCGGCCAAUGCACUGAGGUUGAAUUGUCACUUUUGCCAGUGAUAGAGCUUCUGAGUACCUUUUCAAUCCCAAGUAUCCGAUAUAUCCCAUGCUAAAAAUGUAUAAGCGUUUCCUGGGAAAAGUAGGUCUGUACAUUUUGUCGAGGAAACAAUCGCGGGAGUAAAAAAGGAACAAAUAAAGGUAUAUAUUGAGGUUUUAGUUGUUUCGCAUUUGCACAUUUAUUGCUACCAAGAAAAUUUCUUAAGCAUGAAAUCGUGAAAUUCCCUUUUAAUGCUAUCGGAAAGUUUAUCACCGAGUAAGCGUCCUAUCUACAGUUUUCUCAGCUCACUUUUAUAUUUAUCGAACAAAGACAACGUUUAUAAACUGAAAUGCGGCUACAUUUUGUAUUUUAAUUUUAUGCAGGCGGUGGAUGGACCUUAGCCGUGAGCAUCAGUUCCAAGAACAACGAUCAUCUUCAAAGCGCAGCCAACAACUGUCUCAACUCCGUACUGUGCGUUCCUUUUACGGACAAGAACCAGGGUAGAAAGUUGAGUGACAGUGAUAUACAUGAAGUAGCAAAGGAAGAAGGUGAAUAUGAAAAAAAGACAAAUAGCAAUAAUGAUAAUAAUAACAAACAUGGUAAUAACAGUAUGACAUAAAGAGCGACUAUAUUGAGGAUUUGAUCAAUCCACAUUCUGAGUUGACAUAUUGUGUUUGAAUAGCUCUUUUUUAUGAGCGUUAUAACAUUCUUAUUUGUAACUCAUUAUAAAUCAUUGUCAAGACCCCUCCCUAUUCAAUGUUGCAUUUUUGCAGCUCAACGAUAACGGGAAUCACCAAUCAUCAAUUGCAGAUUGUAAAGAUUAGUCUUCUGCGAUUCGUAAAGCGGCCGGUCCGGUCCGAUCAGUGAAACAGGCAGAAAUAAUUGGUAUUUUCAACGAUCUGAUAAAUCAAUUGAAAAUUUUCUCUAAAAGAACAAAACGUCUCCUGUUGUUAUUUUUUAUUUUUUUUAUUUUUUAACUAUUUAUUUACUUUACUAGUUAAAACAGCUAACAGGUUAACAGUGAUGCAUAUAAAGGUUUCCUAUUCCUGAAAUAUUGGUUUGGAAUUAUUAUCUGAGUGGGUUUGUCAAGUGAAGGUGAAGGCUGUGUAUUCAACUAUGACUUUACGAAGCGAGAUUAGUUAUUUACUGUUGUUAUGGUAACAACAUUCAGACACGAUCGGUCUUACAUCUAUAUAUCAAAAUGUUGUCUUGUAAAUGUAAGGGUAUACACUUAAAUCACUUUAUAAUGGGUAACGAAACACUUCUUUGCAUUGCAGUCAAACGUAUUUUUGUGUCCUUCCAGGAACUUUUAGGGUCGAUGUGUUACAAAGUGAUGGCACUUUCUUGCAUACAGUAUUUUAUCGGGUAAAUGUCUGAUACUCAUUUAUUUGAUCAUUUAUUCCAUACGUUAUUUUACGGAAGACGACUUCAUGAAAAAUGUACCGAAGCUGGAAGGUAACGAAAUUUAUUCAAAACCAAUACGAUGAGCGAAUAAUUGAACACAGAAUGUUUCUAAGAUGAAUUAAAGCUGUUACUUCAAUCUCGUUUCCUUUUUUAUGGAAUCAGAGCAUGUCGUUGAUAGCAAGAGCAUGAAUUUUUAAGUGGUUAGUUUAAGAAGAUGAAAAAGUAAAAUAAGCUCGUCACGAUUAUACUAUGAAUUAGUCUCGUUUUUUUCUUACUUUUAAGAUACCCAGUGGGCAAAACAAAUUCAACUCAACAUGUCAUCAGGGAAAGUAAGUUAACUAUUUCCAUUACUCGUUUUUGCCCAACUUGAUCGUCGCAUUUCAAACAGCAAUACCAAAAGGCAAUCUUAGAAAGUGCAUGCACCACGAAAACGGUGCUAUGGAAUUUGGGUGUUUAUUUAAACAACAAAAAGUGCUUCUCGUUGAAAGAAUGAAGUUGACAUCAAUAUAGCACAGAGCCGGAACACCAAUUAGCGUGGCGAUAAGGGAAAUCGUUCCACAUGUCAAGCUAUACCCAUAAGCUGUCACAAAUUCUCGACACUUCCCCAAUGUAUUAUAGUUUAACGCAUUUGAAGUUCUUUCUUAGUGUAAAACUAUGAAAAACUGGCUGACCGCUUCAAUUCCCAAUGCGAUAUAGGGCUGUUGCUUGAUUACUUAUUCUGAAAAAAAAGAAGAAAAAAAACCUUUCGUUUAUUUCAGUUGUCCACGUAUUAUUAUAUCCCACUCCUAUCCAAAUGGUUGGGAGAGUAGCAGCUGCACAGGGAUUGAAAAGGGAUAUCUUAUCGUGUCGAACAACUACUGGGGUAAGUAAAUAUGUAAAAAAGUAAAUGUGUUCGUGGACAUGUCAUAGUUUUGCGGAUUGUGUAUUCCCAGCGUGUGUAAAAGCCUGUUCCAAGCGUUCAAUGUGACAAAGCGGAGUGCGAUCUUUAAACGACACGAUGAUAAAGGCGGAACCAAAAACAACGAAGGCUUGAGUCGGGGCCCGCCACGGACCCGUUUCUUUUUGCUCCGCAGUUACUAUUGCGCCGUUUACUAUCGCGCUUUGUUUUACUUAUUGAACAUCUGGAACAGCUUGGCGUUUAAGUAAAACCCUCUCUUCCAUUACGAAGGAAGAAACGAUGACACAGACUGUAGUAACCCUUGGGAGUAUCCAAAGGAGCAAGUACUUGCAAAGACAAAGGGGAUCUUCCAGGCAUUUUGGCUGACAGAAACUAAAAGCCAAGUAAUCUCAAUUGCUUACCAGAGCAAAGCAUAUAAAUAACAGAAGCCAUUCAGAGUAACGCCAGGAAAUGCAAGCGAUUAAGUUUCACUUUUCAGUAUUUGAACACCCUUUGACUUAUUGUGCGAAUUUGUUCAAAAAUAACUAUAGUUUUUGAUGGACAUGAUAACGCAGAGUGCGGCGGCUCGAUUUGGUCUUCGUCCCAAUACGGUGAGUAAUAAUAAUAAGAUAAUAGAUAUGAGAUAGUAAUUUCCACAAUCAUUUAUUAAUAAGCAAAUAUUACGGUAAAUUUUUUAAAGCUAAUUUAUUAGCAUCUUUGCCUUCUUCCUCUUGACCAAACGAAAUAAAGCGUUAUUCCCCAAUAGUCAGAUAGACCGAGUUUCUUUGGAUGGAUCUAGGAAACAGUUCCAUAUGAAUUUUUACAAUUUAUUCCUCAACCUUUUCUAUGUUUUGCUCUUGCUUGUUUGUUUGUUUGUUUUUUUCUUUUGUUUUUGUUUUUUUAAUCUAGUUUUCCCUUACCUUUUCCUUUUUUCCCAAUGGUAGUUCGAAGAGUGUAGCAUACUUUCGUUGAUAAUGGUUUAAAAUAUCUGAUUCAAGAGAGCCUUGAUGCUUGGCAUGUUAAAAACAUAUCACUUUUCCGUUAAUAAUUUCAUCCCAAACAGGUAACGGAAAACGUGCCCUGUAUGGUUACACAAUUGGCGGAAAUCGUGGAAUAUACAAUAACUAUGCGGGGAUGAUGUACGUUAAAUAAACAUUGGACAGGUGUUGGCAUAGAUAAAUCUGAUGUGAUAUGUAAAGUUACCAUGAUUUACACAACCUUAAAUCGAAAAUUUAUCAAGGGGAAAAUUAUUUCUUACAUAGCGUUCAAGGGGACAAAACUCCUUUCAUAAACAGUUCGCCGUGGUAGAGCUAUGGAUUAACCGAGGAAAUGUACCGAUGAUGAUUGAUAGAACAAUUUAUUUGUAAUUCCUAUAAGACUUAAGAGUUGACUUCAGAUCUAUUACUGAUUAAUCUAUGACUGAUUAUAGUUAGAAGUUUGUAAAACGCUCUGCACUAAACGCCAUAACGGAAAUUGAUUCCUGCCUAAAUAACUUAAUAAAAGAAAAAAAAAUAUUUAGAAUAAGUUAUUAAUUACGUAAAUAGAAAACAUGGUAAAUCAAUACAAAAAAUUUAAAAUUUGAACAUAAAUAAAGAAAUGAUUGCAAAUACAAUUGAUAGGUCUUACUUAUCUUAGUAGUGACGUAUACUAAACACAGCGAGAGAAAACCAAGAUUCGGGACGGCCAUUAAAUCCAUGAAAACCAUGCAUUAAAUUAGCAGAGUAGAAUAACUUAAAAGUGAUGAAUUGCGCAAGCGCAACUUUUCUGAGAAGGAAACCAGAAAAAAUCCAGUUUAAGUUAACGUUAAAUCCGCCAUCUUUCCCAUCUUAUUGGACGAAUUACAAAUGCUCGAAACAAACCGCAAAUCCACGGUGCUGGUUUAAUUUCUGUUAUUUCGCAGUGCGUUAUUACAUUACUAGGCCCAGAAAAUCAAAACGGAGGCAUUCGCCAAUAAAUAAUGCUAUUUUUAUAAUUUUAAGGCGAAGUUUUAACGUCGUUCAGAUUUCAUUAAAAUUUCCACCAGCUCCGUUAGGAAAUGAUUUGAUUUAACAACAGUCGUUUAUAGGCGAAAACAUCUAUAGUCAGGCACCAUGCACUACAUUUCAUAGCAAACUUAUUUUAAGUUAACUCCGUGUGUCGAAUUUAAGUUCUCUCGUGAUAGGGAUUCUGCCAUACGGACCGUUUCCACCCAAACGUUCAUACCCCGCGUGCGCUCAUUCACCUUUAAUCUACAAAAGAAGGUAGGAUAAAUAUAAGAUCCCAAGAUCUUAUCAUUAAUUCUCCUUCCUGUCUGCCAUACAAUUCUUAUGAUGUUAGUAUAGAGGAUUUGGUAUUGGAUCAACUAAAUAAUCCUCUCAAUGCUAUUUUUCUUUGUUCUCAUCGCUUUUGUACUUGAUAUCGGAAGGAUAUUGUGAGGGGAUCAGAAAUUCUGUCUCGGUCAUUCAUGGGAGUCAAAGGGUUAAGAGAAGCAGUAUGUAGGUUUGAAUACUCGAAAGUCUAUCUGUUUUAACUGAGAGCUGAAGGAGAAUUUCACUGCAAUGAGUGAAGUAUGGUUUAUGUUUAAUGCCCUCGUUCAAUUGAGCAUUCAACAUCAAAUUUAAACUGAGAUUGCAUCAGGCUGGGGAUAAACAAUUCAGGCGAAGGGAAACUUUCAUUAGAUAUGACUGAAGGUACGUAAUACUAACAGAUCCCUUAAGUGCACAAAAAGUAGAAAACUUGUGAUACCAACGGAAAAAAGCAAACAAAGAAAAUCAGUACCUUUGUUAACAAACUAAUUAAAUGUUAAAUAUAUACGUAAAUGAACACAUGAAAAAUCAAUAAUCAUUAAAUACAUGGGCGAUUGAGAGGUUGUUUCACUAAUCUUUCAAGAGAUUUGUAAACUCCACUUGUUUCAUUCAAACGCAGCAAAAACAUAGGCAACUUUCUUUUUGGUCAGAAGUUACUACAAUCUAAUAAUCAACCUGAUACUUUCAAAUUUCGCGGCAAAAUGCAAAACUUGUCCUUUUAUUCAUAAAGUUAAUAAAAUAUCGGUCCCUAAGUGAUCCAUUAACGCCACUGAUCAUUUCACCAUGCAAUUCAUUUGAAAGGAAAUAUCAAUAGCCCCAUAAAAUUCGUUAAUUGCGCCAUGUUUCCAGAAAAUAAGACUGGAAAAUGGUUUUCCCACUUUCCACCAUUAAGAAAGUCCACGCAGAAAUAGAACUUGUAACGUGACUGCGUGACCUUUCAUGAGAAGUAAAAAUUGUUUAUAUUUUCUUUACGAGAAAACACUUCUAAAAAGUUCUUGAUCCUUCUGUUAUUUUAUUUGCCUGUUUUAUGACUGCAAUUCCCUCAGCGCGUUCCAUCAGAUUUGGAAGUAGGCUAUGAAAAGUCAAUGACCAGUACUGAAACUUUUCUAUCACUAUUUGUUUCACUAAUUUCACUAAUUAUUUUGAGGCGAUUUCCUUGGUGAAAACCAAGAAAAACCGUGGGGGUGGUCUAUCUGCCGAUUUUAGGGGUAAGAGAAUUUCUCAAAUGAAGCAAACCCCUAAAACACUCCAAAGCCUCCUUGCAGACUCAAAAUGAAGACUGGUACUUAUACGGAGCCUUGUAAGUGCCAUACAUGUGUGCGUACAGCAUCAUACAUGUGUGCGUCAUAUUUUGGCGCACACUUUCUUACCUGCGGCGAGACUUCUUUUUUGCUGGCGCGACUUUUUUUGCUGGCGCGACUUUUCUUUGCUGGUGCGACUUUCUUUUGCUGGCGCGACUUUUUUUCGCUGGCGCGACUGUAUUUUUGUUGGCGCGACUUUUUUUUUUGCUAGCGCGACUUUUUUUUGCUGGCACGACUUUUUUUCGCUGGCGCGACUUUUUUCUCAAGCGCUCAUUUGUAGAACGCUGUUAGUUUUAUUGUGGGCUCAAACUACGAGCACGUAUAGUUGUAAGCAAGAUGGCUGACUCGUCUGACUCCGAUCUAGAGAAAGUAAGUAGUAUUUAAUUUAGUUCUGAAUACUGUCGUAUUCGUUAACGAACUGAGAAAAUUAAUAGAUGGAAGGCAGCUAGUUUUAUUGUUUCGCUUUUUUUCUGCGUUGACAGUGUAAAUUAUCCGUCGAAAACACAAAACCAGGCUAUGCUCGAAAACCACAACAGGUAGAACAAGCUUGAUUCUUACUUUAUUUUACGCUGACAAGAAAAUUCAAGUAUAAUAAUACUCUUAAUAAAUAUCUAGUCCUGUAUUUAGGUCAAAAGUUAAGCAAAAAAUCGUUUCAACAUUUCAAGUUGUAAACGCGAAAAAGGCUAAAACAGGAGGAAGAUCGCUCAAGAUCUUACCUAAUCAGUGCAAAAUCUUGUAAGUAGUAUACGUCAUAAGAUCUCGGAAGAUCUUAGUGAGAUGUUCAACCUUGGACCAGUUGAUUUCUGGUGGGCACAUGAAUAAUGAUUGUAUAAAAAAUAACAUUAUCAUGAAAUGCAGUUUGUUUUAAACAAUACUAACCUGUACUUUUAGUUUUUAUCUUAUGAUGUUGUUGUUGAUGCAUUUACAGGUUUUACUUUCUACGACAACGAGGAGUGGAGGAAAGUGUAGUUGAGAAAUUUGAGGAAGAAAAGGUUAGCAUUUGGUUGUUUCAUACCUAGCACCCCUCCAGGCCAGGUUCUGUAUUUGAGGGUGCAUUGAAACUAACUCCUAAGCAGAUGCCUGUGAGUUGUCACAGCAAGCCAAAAUCACUGGCUCGUCAAUUAACUUUAGCUGGCUACCUUUGUGUCAUUUUACCAUUAACAACAACAUAUUAACAGAAAACCAUUGUUUAAACCAUCACGACCCCUUACUAUUUCUUAUCAGCCUUCUACUUCAAAGUUGUGCACUGAUCAAUAAUAUUGAUAUCUCAAUCUCCCCACCCCCUCACAAACAUACACACACCCAGACAAGGUGAAGAUUUGACUUGACUUGUCACAAAUGUUAAUAAACUCCCACACCACUGGGGCAUGAUAAACUACUAACUUCAUUUGCAUGUAAUACAAAUUAUGAUUCUAUUUCACAGUACAAGAAGAGCUAAACAGUGAAGGCAGAAGAAGAAGCACCUCCAUGGUGUUGCCCCUCUUUGAGUUAAUAAAAAUACCUGUAACUGUUAUAACAGUUUUUUUUUUCAGUGAAGGCCUACAAAAACCUAUCUAGUGGGCGUUACUGUAAAAAGUUGCCGUUUAUGUCAAAUGCGAAUGCACUCAGUGACAUUUCUCCUGAUGACACCAAGUCUUGUGUUCAUUUUAGUCUCAGUCAUAUAUUUGUUGAUGUUUGUUUAAAUGGAACUUACUUCCCAGUGGCAUAUUUUGUAAUAACUCUUUGUUACUGUUACUGUUUGUUUAACGUCGAAUACGCAAUAGUGACUUUUUGCAAAUUUUACCCUGACAAAUGUCAGACUAUUUUGCUUAUUCAAAGGAGACACCUCGGGUAUAAUGAAUUACAGUCACUGUUUAUGACGAAUGUGAACGCAUUCAGUGCUUACACAUUAACAUUGAUUGUGAUCAUAGUCAACGUUUCAUGUUCAUCAGCAUUAGACAGUUUUGUUAUUUGAUAUCUGUUAACUCAGUUGAAUUGGACAUUGAUUUCACUAAAGAGAAUUAUCUUAUGUUAAAUAUUUUGUUCUAUAUAAUGAAUAGUGACUAGGGAAAAUUUUGUCCAUGUUCUCCUUAUUGCGUGCGCAUCCUUCUUUUGACAAAAAGACGACAACAAUGAAUCGUUUGAGAUAGAAAAUUGCUCAAGCAACGCCCGAAAUAAAUGAAUCUUCUUGUUUUUAUCCAAAAGCCAGAUGAAGAGAUUCUAAUAAAUUUUUAUACAUUGAUAAAUGUAAAUAUGACAGAAAUAAAUAUAAUGAUUCAAGUUACUCGAGAGGUAAUAAGUUACUCAUUCUUUUCGUUUGAUCCUCAUUUAAUCCUCUCUUGACCCAAUGAAUGAAUAAAACGGAUAGAAUUUAUUUUUCCAGGUUCUAUUUUUUUACGGCUUUAAAAUACGAAGUGUCGUUUAAAAACCGUAAUUGGCAGGUUGCAGACCAGUCAGCGAUAUACAAAGCGCGGCCAAGGAGGUGAACAACUGAGAAUAAAUCUAGUGAUAACAGGGUGGAGGGCUUGAACCCGGGUACUAAUACUCAGCAUAGUAUGUCAGUUUAUAAUUACUCACUCUUGUACGUUAUAAAUUUAAUAAAGGAAAUACUCAGAAAAUAUUAAAGAAAUAGUACAAGUGAAGAGCCUAGAGGCUGAAUAACUGUUAAGUUUUCGAGUCGGCCUCCAUUUCAAUUAAGUUGCUUAACACCCUAAAUGCAUGAAUAUGAGGAAAUAUGACAGCGGCUAGGAUGAUCUACCGACUGAUAUAUCAAUCCAACUUUAAUUAGAGCUUUCUCUUGCUCCGGGUUUACUUUCCACAAGAAUACAGUGCACGCACUGGGAUGAAUUAUAUUCGGGACAUAUUGGAUUUCAUGUAUGUGAUACUGACUACCACCAUAAUCAUAGCCAUUACAAAUUCCUCAAGUAUUAUUGAUGCAUUCGCUGCUUCAUUUUUCACUAAUCAUUCUGUACAGUUGCAAUCGGACAAUGUAAUCGGACAGUUGGCUGUAAUCGGACAUCUGACCAAAAUAACCAUAGCAACAACCACCUAUCCAAAGUGAUUAACAAGUCAGACAAAAAAAAUCGGACUCCCGCUUCGCGGUCGUCCGAUUUUGUUUAUCACUCCUAUGAUUGCAGACCGAAUCGGAAUCCACUCGGUCCUAUUACCAUUAUUAAUUUCAAUGUAUAUGACUUUAUAUAUCGACUACCAUGAAUAGUAAAGUCAAUGAUAUUUAUUAACUUUAUCUUAUUAUAUCAAAGCUCCAGUGCUUCCACAUUAUUCAAAAUAUAGAGAGAGCGGAGCGGAAACGCAUGACGGAGGCUUGUCUGAUUAUUUUAUAAACACCGUGCAUAGAUUCUUAGAAGUCUACCACACCUCCUACAAAUCGAAAAUCACGCCUUAGCUGAGCAGAUAUUCUUCCCCUCAGUCGAACAUUUUGUCAUCUUAUUAUCUACUCACGCACCGUAUUCCUGGAGUCUAGACGACAACCAUCGAUAGCCACACUCCCCAUCGUCGUGUCCAUCCAACACUAGAAUAAGUCAAAAAAGUGAAAAAGGAAAGACAUAAUUUUCAAAAACUAUGUCAAGUCAGAAAUUUCUCUAUAUGAAAAGAGAUUGAAUAACAUACCCUUCCCGAAAAGGGUUAUAGGGGACCCUCUUGUCGCCUCGUGCUUUGCAGAGAAAUUGGGUCGGCGUUUUAAGCCUGAACCUUUCUUUUGAUCAUCUCUAAUCAUGUUUGAUCUCGCUAUUGGUACUAUUUCAGUGACGGUUUGGAACACAGAUGACGGAAACACUGGCCAAAUGGUAGCAAAAUUAAACAACCUGAGACCGAGGACAGCCCACAUCUUGGUUUUGGAAAAUUUACAGCAGAAUAAUCGUGCCAUUCGAAGAAAAUAAAAAAACACAGCAGUUGUAUAAGCUUAGCACCGUAAAAAUAAUGAUUUGCUUGUUGAAGGGAAUGAAAAAGAAACGAUCGUAUGGGAAAGUAAACAGCAUAAUUCAUAUAAGCAAGUAGUCUUUUCCUAAUACCCUCAGAGUCCAAACUUGCCAUCGAAUUGAAUCAACCUCUCCACCUUUUGCAAUGGCUUUGUCGUUGUUGUUUAAUUCUUUUUCAAUUACAUUUUUUUUGUUUUGUUUUUGUUUAUUUUUGGAUUAGGGGAUAAUUAUGCUUAUUAUUAUUAUUAUCAUUGUUUUAAUUAUUAUUAUAAUGAUUAUUAUUAUUACCAUUAUUAUUACAUAUGCAUGUCCAAAAACAAAAUAACCCUUUGCGAUUUUACUAACCACUAUGACAUCUGUGUGCAAUGUGAUAUCCCACGUCAAUACUUGCAGUGAUUCGUCUCCCAAGUAUAUGGAUAAGAAUGAGAAACAAUUAUUCGCGGACAACUACAAAAGAAUGAUUGAUAAUAGUUAUUUAAAUGUUGAUUAGAAUUCCCAUAGGUCAUAAGAGUAAACACGAAGGGACUGAAAAUCAAAGAGGUUAAAAGGGCGGACAGCAACCAAACACGCGAGGUACACAAAAGUAAUCAAACUUUAAGCUAUUUACAAACUAAAAUUUAAUUAUUGUAUGAAAUUUGCGCGUGUCCGUUAAGGUAAAAAUGUAAAGUUUUAGAACUGAAAAGAAUGGAACAAGGGCUGCAUGUGUAAUUGCAACUGGUGUGCUUAUUCCGCUUUGGCGCCACUUGCAGAUUUAAUCUAACUCGGCAACAAAGUGAAAUUUGACUGUUUUGAGAGGGGUAGGGGCUAUUAACAGUGGUGCUGCGCUGUUGGGGGUAUAACAAGAUAAUCUGGUGUUAUGAAAUUAGUUAAUAAUGCAAAUUGGCCACUGUAAAGAGUUUCUGUAGGAGACGGGCUCAGAGCUAAUAGAGGAAUUGUGGGUUGUCGGUGUAGUUUAUACAAUCUCUAUUCUCGUGUUUUUCAUGUUAAAUGUACUAUGUAACAAUCAGUAGUGUGGCUCUAUAUUUCUGUACAUAAACCACAAGCUGACCACAAUCUGUAGCUGUUUUACACUAUUAAAAGAACAGAAAAAUGAGAAAUAUUAAGAAAGCAUGCUCGUAAAUUUGUAUAAGCUUCGGUUUUUAAUUCUUCAUUUUUUUGGUUUGAUUUUUUUUUCAUUGCAAAGAUUCAACAAGGAUAUUAAAAAUCCGUUGCAGAAACAUAACGGAAACGAAGAACAGCGGGAACGUCCGGAAUUAAAUAUGACGGAAACAUGACUUGACAUUUCCGUUACGGAAAUAUGACGGAAACUUGAUAGAAUCGCUAAGACUUGGUAUAACACGUUUCCGCAAAACGUAAGUGUGGCGGAAACAUGAAGCUCUAUGUUUCGGUCACAUUUAAGAAAUGCGGAAACGCGGGAUUUCAUCGAGGAAAACUGGGUUAGCUUGACAGCGCAUGCUUUGAAUGAAAAUGUACCGCCAGAUUUAAAAGGGGAAUAAAUUUAGCACAUUUUGAUAUUUAAUUUGAUGGAGUUUGCGCCGAUUGUGGCAUAGCAAAAUGACUUCGAAUGUACUCUAUCUUGUUCCCUGCUUUCUUUUUGCUUGCUGCGUGACGGUGUCUGCAAUAGGAGACCACUUUGAAGGUGAAAAUGGCGAUUCAAACGUGAAGUUCAGCCGGGUUUGUUCUUCGUAUAUUUACGAAAUCAACAAGUAAGUAAAAUUAUUUAAAUAUGUAAUUAUAUUUUGAGGCGGUCAAUCACUAGAAAUUUCUGAAAUUGAAUAAUUUUGCCUUGCUUCUUGUAUUUAUUCUCGCAGCUAUUUAGUUCAUACCAUUUCAAAGGAGAAAAAAAAAAUUGGUUACUAAAGAGCAAAUUUGAUUCCAUGAAAAAGAAGGGAGGUGCGAGCGUCCGUAGGCUGCUUGAUUAGUGGAAAUCAACAACAUAUGCCUUCACGGUGUACUAUCAAGAGUUGGACAAAGCCUCUUUACUGCAAGAGAAUAAGGAAGUUCGGGGGCAGAAAAGAGUCCUUGAGGAGAAUGUUGUCAAUGAAGUGGCAAAAAGGCUCAAAAUGGAGGAAAAAUUCCAGCAAGCUCUUGCCAAAUCAGAAAAGUCUAGUGGUUUUUACAAGUAGAGAUUUAAGGAUUUGGCCAGAAAGGUUGCCAGCAUGAAUAAGAAAAAUUUAAGAGGCCCACAAAAGAAUAAGAGCUUCAGUGAAUAUGCACAAAGGCACCAAUCUAGAAUUAAAACACAACUUAAGGAUAGAUGUUAUUCAACACUCCCUUUUAUGGGAGAGUAUGAUUUUAUAGCAACCAAGGUGGAGAUAUUUAAUGCUGAAACCCAAGAGUAUGACUCACUUCAUUGAUGAAAAUGAACUUCCAUCUACUGAAAGCAACCCUAAAACACUGAACAGUGAUGAAAUUGAUGAUAUUAAUCUAUGAAUUUACAUAAAGGAUAAGUAUAACAUUUCUGACUAAGCUUGGAAAGAGUUAGUUAUGAAGGCUACUGAUAUGCCAAAUGCAUACAAGAUAAAAAAGAAUAUUACAGAUUUAAAUGUCAAAUGGAAGUUGAAACCCACCCCAGGUAAAGCUGAAGGAGUUCAAAUUUCCCUGAAGGAUAGCCUGAAGGAAAAAUUCAAAGGCUUAAAAUUAAAGGAGAUCUGGGCGAACAAGAAACAGUCAGGGUUAAUAUGAGUGAAGAUGGCACCAACAUUGGAAAGAGACUCAAGAUAGUGAACUUCACUUAUACCAUCUUAAAUGAAAAGGAAAAUGCCAUGAGUGAAAAGGGGAACUAUGUGCUGGCAAUUAUCAAAACAAAAGAGACCUAUGACAAUCUGAAAGAAAGUCUUUCAGAUAUUAAAACUGAAAUGGCUCAGUUAAAUGAAAUUGAGGUUGACAAUGUUAAGUACAAGAUUGAGUACUUCAUAGGUGGUGACUGGAAAUUCCAGGCUUGCAUUUGUAGCUUAGGUGCUGCAAACCAAGAUUACGCUUGAAUUUGGAGCAAAUGUCCAAGGGAAGAAAGGUAUAAUGUAACAAAAACCUGGUCUCUUAUUGAUAGGCACUAUGGGGCAAGGACAUGUGAGGAAAUUGCUAACCAUUCAAGAGCAAAGAAAUAUAACUGUAAAUCAUGCCCACUCUUUGAUUUUAUUCCAAUGGAUCAUGUAAUCAUUGCAACCCUACACUUAUUCCUGAGGAUUUUUGACAAUUUAUUUGAGCUCCUCAUUAGGGAACUGAAAAGGCAGGAUGCUAUCGAUAAGGUGAAAACGUUUCCUUGUGGCUUCAACAGGGAAAAAUAUAAACACAUGGCUGGUUAUGAACAUUUUCUUAGGCAGACAGGAAUUUCAUUUGAAUGGAGAGUGGAGUCAAACACAAAAAAGCUUGAAUACAGGGAUCUCACUGGACCAGAAAAGCUCCAUGUCAUCCAAAAUAUUAAUAUUCAGGCACUCCUUCCAAAUUUUGAAGAUCACAAGAAAUUAGAAAAACUUUGGAAUGAUUUUAUGGAAAUUAUUGAGGAUCUGAAACUUGACUUCCCUACAGAUGAGCCAAUUGCAUCCCUUACCGCAAAAAUAAAAUCAUGGUUACAACAAUUCCUCUCUCUAUAUCAAGCAAAAGAUGUGACACCCUACAUGCAUGCUCUCUACCAUCACAAUCCAGAAUAUUUGAAACUGUAUAUCAAUGUAGCACAUUUCAACCAGCAAGGCAUGGAAAAAAAUAGCAACAUCCCCUCUAAAGACUACUUUGGGUCUUCAAACCAGAGGAAUUGCUGCACUAGAGCAACUGUUUAUGAAGAAACAAAGAGUUCAAUUCCUGGAAGCUGCUGGUUGUGAAAGAGUCAAGAAAUCAAACAAAUGCUCCAACUGCCAAGAUCAUGGUCAUACUAUCAAGACAUGUACAAUGAAAUGCAAACUUUAUGAUUAUGCUAUCUGCUUUGGACACCUUGAGAAAGUAGACAGAAAGUGGGUGCAGAAAUGCACACUGUAAAGUGAUUUUACAUUACAGCUACCAAUGCUUGUCCUUCUGGACGAUCUGAUGGCUCACUUUCAGUUUCACUUUCAUAGUUUUUAAAUUCUUAAAUAUCAAUCCAUAUCAGUAACUGAGACCAGUUAUAAUCAUGCCUUAGAAAAACAAAUGUUAUUUGCAAUAAUCAGCACGAUAUUUAAAUAUAUUAUCAUGAUCUAUUAGGUAACCCAUACAGAAUUAUUUUAACAUGGAUUACAAUGUAAAUAUUUGCAAACCAAUUUUUUUUUGUCAAAAAGACAAUAAUGUUGUAUAAUAAAUCAUUUAGCAUCUUUCCAUACACUGCCUUCUAUUCCCAUCACCUCCAACAAAAGUAAAGACAAGCAUAUACGCAUCCUCAACCUCGCAUUUGACAUACUUGCCACCAAUAUAUUUGUAUUCUUGUAUAUUUACACGGGGUUUUCUUUGUUAUCCAGAAUCUAACAGUAUUUUUCUCCACAUAUGCAAAAUCGCCACUAGAAUUCAUAAUUCUCUCGUCCCACUUUGAACCAAGAACACCAUCUAAAAGUCGAUUGUCAGUUGCGCUGUAAACAUCUUUUCCUCGUUGUGAAGUGCUCAGAGUGACUUGCAAGUCCUGUGGAAAAUACAUCUGGAUCGACAUUCAUUUCAAUUCGUACCUCAGGGUCAUCCCUUCGACCAGACCAUAGCUUUCGCUUGAUAGCACGAUACAACUGACCGUGAAAAAUAUUUUUCCUGUCUUCCAUCGAUCCUCCAUCUUUUCUAAUCUAACAAAAGGAAAGUAAUCCCUCUCGCAGUCAUAGUUGCACCACUCAUCAAAUUCCUCGCUGAAACCCACGAAGUGAAUUUUUAUCUGUUUUCACUCAUUAUUCACGUCUACAAUAUUGACUUCAUACAAAUUUUUGUCUAUCUUUCGUCGCUUUCCCACUCUACCAACAUUAGCAGGGCCCAUCUCAUCGAAAUCAUCCACAAACCGUUUCGGCGCACUCGACAUUCGUUUCGGCCGGUCCGCCAUGUUUAAACACAACGCAAGCGCAGUGACAGCGUACUUCAUGUAACGAUCACCGUAAGCAAAUGUCCCCUUUAGUGGGCUUUGUGUUUGUGUUUUGUCUUUUUUUUCUAACGCUUAUCUUCACCACGCAGAUUCGCGACUAAUAGUCAUUACUUUCGAUUGCGUCGCCACAUAAUUUUCUUUUUUUGAAUAUCGAUUAUUCUUUAAAUAAAAAAUGAAAAAAAAAGAAAAAAAAAAAAGAAAAUAACAAUGACAGUGAGAGAAAAAGAAAGCGCAUAAGCGACCAAGUAUAAAUAUGAAAUCUUUUCCUCGUAUCUAUUUCUUCAGUGGUAGAUAUUUACCAUACAGACCUUUUUGACGGUCGGGCGACGUGAAUAUUGUGUGUUACUACCUUUUAUUCCACCAGACUACGAGUAGAAAAUACUAGAACAAAAAAAUGCAAUCAUAUAUUAAAUAAAUGGCAAUUAUGCAUAACUUAGAGACAAGUUCACAGCAAAAUUCCAGUGUUUAAGCUGGCCAAGUUCACAGCAUAAACUUUAGAAGAGAUAGCCUGUGGUUUUGAGUAAUAGAAAGUAUAUAAAUUAGGUUUUUACAGGGUUUGAGUUGGAUUAACUGUACUGAUUGGAGUAUACAUGCAAAUUUAUAUUAUAUAUGUGCAGGUCAAGCCAUUGACGUUUUUCUGGCUCAGGAUGACUAAAUUAAGCAAAUAGGUGCUUCCAUUGGGCAAAUGGCUGCUGGCACUCAAUAGAUUUCAUAAAUAUGUUUAAUACUUAAGUCAAAAUGGAUUUCUCAUUCAGUGAAAAUGGUUAUUUUCUCUCUUCGGUGAGCUUUUUUUUCUCCGAAUUUCGACCCCGACAUGAACAAAUAUGCAAACAUGUUUACGUUGCUCGCAUUCAGUAAGAUGUUGCGAAAUAGACUGUUAGACGCCUGGCCAAUAAAUAUUGGGUCUCUUCCCAAAAAUUUAUUCUGAUGCGUUAUUGAAAAGGAGUAAACUACUGGUUUGAAAAAGAAAAACUUCAUCGUCAAAGUGCAAUAUUGUUCUAUUUCCUUGACGAGACCUGCUUGAAAUUUUUAUCGAUUCGUUGAACAUAUCAAGUUAUCGAAAACUGGACCAUGAGCCUAUCAUACAUGCAAUGUACUAAUCCAUCAUCCCACCAACUGAUUAUCAGCAUCAUCACAUUGACUGUAACUUUCCGCAAAUUUUAACAAUUUAAUUUUCAUGUUCACUGGCUAAGGUUGAAAAUACAAAAAUUCAGAGACUCAUGUAAUGUCAAGUGGAUAAUGGCAUUGUUAAUUUUUAAUGAAGUGUUUUAUGCAAUAGUUAUCAUACGUUCAAUUUUUAGAUGAAGGUUCUUUGUCUGUUUACUUUAUUGAGAAGUUAAGAGCAAAAUUGCUUGCACUCUUCGAAGGAAGAAUAAUAACAAUAUUCACUAUAAUUAAUAAUUUAAUAUUGAUAAUUAACAUUAACAACACAAUAUAACUGGAUUUCACUAUCCGUUGUUAAUUACUUCUCGUGAUCUGUGCUCGAAUCUUGCAAGCUCCAGUAGAGGACCUGAGAAGUGCCUCGCCCACGGUAAGUACACUAUGAGGAACUAUAUUAUUUUGAAAAGUUUCCAACGGUUACGGUCCGCUGAAUUUGGCUGCACCAGCCGGCGAAUUGCUUAAAAAUCUUCUACGUAUUCACACUCGCGUUAAGGCAAUGAUGUAAUAAAUCACAAUUUAAGCCCUGAGUAUUAAGUUUAUUUCAAUCCAAUUUAAAAUAAAAAAUGAAAAGAAAAGAAAAAGAAAAUAACAAUGACAGUGGGAGAUAAAAUAAAAUAUUUUUCUCGUAUUUAUUUCUUCAGUAGUAAAUAUUUACUAUACAGACCGUUUUGACGGUCGGGCGCCGUGUAUAUUGUGUGUUACCAUCUUUUAUUCCACCAGACUACGAGUAGAAAAUACUAGAGCAAAAAAUAGCAAUCAUAUGAAUAAAGGGCAAUUAUACAUAACUUAGAAAUAAGUUCACAGCAAAAUUCCAGUGUUUAAGCUAGCCAAGUUCACAACAUAAACUUUAGAGGAGAUAGCCUGUGGUUUUGAGUAAUGAAAAGUAUAUAAAUUAGGUUUAUUACAAGGUUUGAGUUGGAUUAACUGUACUGAUUGGAGUAUGCUUUAGGUUUAAUGCAAAUUCAUAUUAUUUACAGUAAAUGGUUUGAACCUACACUAUUUCAUAUUAUUUAUUUAUGACUAGCAACUUCCUUUCUAGUUUCAGUAACAAAAGCGAUUCAUUGUCUCGAGAUAAUUUUCAGCUUGCAUGCAGCCGUGCUUUGAGAGAAUUCAAAGCACACUGGUCGAAAGUGUUCAUUUGAAAACGUUUUUCAAUCCUUUUGUUUUCUGAGAAUUCGUACCUGUUUCUUUAAAUAUGUAUUGCUGCAAAACAAACAUUUGAGCUGAAGUUUUUCAUUCUGGCUGAACCCAUACCUAGUGCUACUUUUUCUUGUAUCAGUAAAAUUUGCUUUAAAACUAUCUCGUUUCACCGUAUCUGACAACCUUUGUUCACUUUCUUUGUGAACUGGUGAAGGUAUAGAUAUAAACUUUUCAAACCGGGAGAGUAAAAAUGAUAUAACUUCUAAUUUAAUUUACUAAAGAAAUAAUUAAUAAUGUGUGGAAAAUCUGCGACGAAUGCAGAUUUUUCAUUAAAACACUCCGUAUUAUCACACUAUACGUGGUGAUUCCAAUAGCCAGCAAUGAUUUCCUUAAAAAAACAUGAAAUAAAAAUAAAAACAAAGAACCAAACUAACAGAGUAACCGACACACUUCUAGAAAAAUGCGUCUUCACAGGACGUAGGUGGAUAAUAUGACAUUGUUAAUUUUUAAUGAUAUGUUUUGAGCGAUAGGUAUCAUGUGCCCAUGAAGAGGUUCUUUGCCUUGUUUACUUUAUUGAGACGUUAAGAGCAAAAUUGUUUGCACUUUUCCCUUGAAGCAUUAAUUCCCGUAUAUUAAAAACACUCUAACUGGAUUUCACUAUCCGUUGUCAAUUACUUCUCGUAAUCUGUGCUCGAAUCUUGCAAGCUCCUGUGGAGGACCUCAAAGGUGCCACGCCUACGGUAAGUACACUAUGAGGAACUAUAUUAUUUUGAAAAGUUUCCAACGGUCAUGGUACGCUGAGUUUGGCUGCACCAGCCGGCGAGAAUUCCUCAAAAAUAUUCUAUGUAUUCACGCUCGCGCUUAGGCAAUGAUGAAAUAAAUCACAAUUUAUGUAUUGAGUAUUUAGUUUAUUUCAAUCAAAUUUUUGUUUUUUUAUCUUUUCAGUAGAAAACCAUGCAUCUGCGUUAUUUUGGUGUGUUCAUCGUCAUGUGCCAUGCACAGCUAACCCAAGCCAUUGCGCAGUGCGUUCGCCCCACAUAUUCAGAGUAUGGUCAUCAUCUUUCCGGUCACGUUAUUACAACAAGUAAAACUUUCAGCAUUACCGAGUGUGUGAUGUUUUGCUUGAACGAGUCUCGCUGCAAGAGUUUGAACUUUCGUUUAAAAGAUAAGUCAUGUGACUUGAAUUCUGCAAACAAACGUACUCAUUCAAGGGAUUUUGGUACGAAAGAAGGAUCAGUUUAUAUGAACAAGGUAUGGUAUUGGCGAAUUCUAUAAAAAGAAAUUAAACGAAAUAAUGGUUAUCUGGCAGUACAUAUCGAAAAAUUAUGCUAUUUAUUUCUAAAUCCGUAAUCCUCCCACAGUCAUGCUGACUUGAGAGACGAUAAUGUUUUCAUACAUUUGUCGUCUCACUUUUGCCGCCUGUGAUUGGCUCACAUAUAGAAUCAGAAAAUGACCUCGCAGUAUCUUAAUGUGUUCCUCACGUACGAUUCAAAAUUUCAGGUUCGAUUAAUAAAAUCUCUAUCCUUUUCGGUUUAAAAAGUGAGAUUUCUGCCUCUGGUUCGGCCUUUUGUCCAAACUUGAGAAGAAAAAAUACUCUUGUAUUAGGCUUCGUUGUUUCACGAUUGCGAUACAUCCUUUCCCGAAUAACCGAAACAUUUUGCAAUUAUUAUAUAAGAUGCAUUUGUUUAUUGACGAACCAUCUUUCUUGGAUGGUUGUUUGUUAAAAUAGGGCGUGGUACGCGGGGCUCCCAAAUAUUAGCAACAGAGAAAUAAGUAAACAAAUAAACAAAUGCGUGAAUAAAUAAAUGAUUGAAUAAACGAAGCCAUGUAGUCAAUAACAUAUCAAAACACAACAUAACAACCUUAUUUAUUAAGUGUCGAUGUCUUCAGCUUAGAGAGAGCUAUUUGGGAACACUAAAAAAUAAUGGGAAAAAACAAUUAUAAAAUGAGUUUAUACAGGGUAUUAUAAGGCAAAUUCAUAAUUCACUAAAGAUCUAAAAUUUAUCAAAAGUUAAAAUUUAAAAGUUAAAAGUUACAGAGUUGUCCCCGCUAAAAUAUACAGAAAAAUGCUAAGAAUAUUUUUCAAGGAUUUGAUAUUGAAUAAAAUGCACCGACCGGUCCAGGAUUUGUGCUUACAUCACCGCAGGACAGGAGACGCUGUAGCCUGGAGGUCAAAAUUUGGGUAGCGAGUAAUUCUCAUGGCAAAGCAGCCUUUCGGGCGAGUAGUACAUGCGCCAUGUCGGAUAAUAUGUUGUCGCGAACUUUGAUAGAAAAGAGCCUCCUUAGCAUAGGUAACCUCCACAAAACGGUGGCCGUUGAUAGAGGCCCGGGUCAGUCGUGUAUUAAGAGAGUAAAAAUUGCUUCAAAGUAAGAAACAGAGGCAUAGCAUGUUGACGAUGAAGGACCCAUCACUAAUCCGACCGCUAUGAGUACGUGACCAUAAUCUAUGAUGGUUAUUUCUGCCAAUAACCAUCUAUAAUCUAUAAUCCACAGGAUGAUGAAUUCAAAUCUUGUUCAGAAAUUCUAAAGGAAUUGCCUUAUGCUGAAAGCGGCUACUAUUGGAUAAUUAUUGGAAAUAGAGACGCGCAAGUUUACUGUGAUAUGGAAAAACAUGGUAUGUACAAAAGGAUAAAAUAAAAAGCAAAGAGUAAAUUGUACUUAAAAAAAAAAAAAAAAAAACCUUAAAUCUGCCUCUGGUAAGAGAGAAAGGUUACAAGUUCUGUUACUGUUUUUGCUCAGUGGCAGUGUUGCUUUAGUUGAGAUUUCGGCCAAUGCACUGAGGUUGAAUUGUCACUUUUGUCAGAGAUGGAGCCUUUGAGUACCUUUUCAAUUUAAAAAAUGAACAAAUAAAGGUAUAUAUUGAGGUUUUAGUUGUUUCUCAUUUACACAUUUAUUCAUUUACUGUUUUUCUUUUUUCCCCCUUCUUGCUCUAAGAAACGUUACCAGCAAGGCUACCUACAUCAAAUUUCUUAAGCGUGAAAUCGUGAAAUUCCCUUUUAAUGCUAUCGGAAAGUUUAUCACCGAGUAAGCGUCCUAUCUACAGUUUUCUCAGCUCGCGUUUAUAUUUAUCGAACAAAGACAACGUUUAUAAACUGAAAUGCGGCUACAUUUUGUAUUUUGAUUUUAUGCAGGCGGUGGAUGGACCUUAGCCGUGAGUAUCAGCUCCAAGAACAACGAUCAUCUUCAAAACGCAGCCAACAACUGUCUCAACUCCGUACUGUGCGUUCCUUUUACGCACAAGAACCAGGGCAGAAAGUUGAGUGACAGUGAUAUACAUGAAGUAGCAAAGGAAGAAGGUGAAUAUGAAAAAAAGACAAAUAGCGAUAAUGAUAAUAAUAACAAACAUGGUAAUAACAGUAUGACAUAAAGAGCGCCUAUAUUGUGGAUUUAAUCAAUCCACAUUCUGAGUUGACAUAUUGUGUUUGAAUAGCUCUUUUCAUGUGCAUUAUAACAUUCUUAUUUGUAACUCAUUAUAAAUCAUUGUCAAGACCCCUCCCUAUUCAAUGUUGCA
Messenger RNA from Pocillopora meandrina, 22668 nucleotides. Lineage: Eukaryota; Metazoa; Cnidaria; Anthozoa; Scleractinia; Pocilloporidae. The record is from the annotation of a GenBank genome assembly.